AUGUCCGUCCCCCACCUGGAGUUUGAAGACCUGGUGCGAGUGCGCGGGCGGCGGGACCUAGCGUUUGUGUCGCGCGUGGCCGGCGGCGACACGGAUGACGAGUCGCUGGCGUCGGACGACGCAUCGUCGGACGGCGACGGCACGGACCAGCGCGGCCGCUUCGUGCGCUGGCUGGACGGCCUUCCCGGCGUGUCCUCGCUUGCCGCCCACCCGCGCACGGACGACCAAGGGAGGAAGCUCAUUUCGAGCUACGACGACGAUGACAUGGACGUCGACGACGAGCCGGACGCCCUGUCCGCUAGCAGCGACGAGAAGCGCGAUAAGCGCGAUACUAAGGAGCUUCCUGAGGGCUGCGCGCUCGUUGUCAUGGCCGCGACGGGGGAGAAGGAGGUGUGCAAGCUCGACGACCUCGAGCUGCUGGAUAGGAACUUUGACCCCGGCUUGCUCGCCGCGUGGGUCGAGGAGGGCCCCGACGGUUUGAAGCAGUCGGGCUUGGUGGAGGAGGUGCGCAAGACCGUCAUCGUGAGAAGGGUCGUCGAUAUUACUCCGGCCACGGUCGCUGUUGCUGAUGACGCCACAACGUUCGAGCUACCUGCGGAGCGCCUGGGUUUCUUCUUGGGCAUCCGCGCGGGCGACACAGUUGUCAGCGGGUCCUGGGUUGGUGUCAUUGAUCACUUUCAGGAGGAUGUCUUUGUCGAAUUCUCAGACGGCGCCAUCGCCUGCAUGCCGGGGCAUCGCAAGGCACUGCUGAACGUCGAUGAACGAACGCCCGAUCGCGCGAGGCCAGACCCCUUCACCGAAGGAUUGUAUUAUCCAGGACAGAAGGUUCGCUCUAUCCCGCCUGUGUGGCAGGCGGUCGCUACCUGGAUCCGAGGGGGGUAUUCGGGCAAGGAUGAGGGCAUCGUCAAGUCGGUGUCCGUCGGCGAUGUCAGCAUCGAGUGGGUCGCCAAGAGCAUGUAUGCAAGCCACAGUGAUGAAUCGAGAAAGGAAGAGGGCCUUCAAGUGAUGAGGUUCGCCGACGUCACACUACUCGAGGGCUUUCGGAGCCUCUUGUGGUCUGUUGGCGACCGUGGCUACUUGCUCGAGCCGGAGCUCGCGGAUGGCCGUGUCGCGGAUCGUGCCACGCCUGUGGAUGGCGCUAAUGGUGUCAUAGGUACGGAGGUAGUGGAAGAGGCCGAUGACGGUGAUGAUGGCGACUGGGAGGAGGAUCUGGUGCUGGACCACAGUGGCGCUGGGCCGUCAUCCUCACCUGCAAUGCCGCCAAGGAAGAUGCGGUCAAGACGGCACGGGGGGCGGCUUAUGAAGGCCCAACGGAGAGCGAGGGAGCGCAGCGCGGGCGGCGCCAAUGUGGCUACCGUUACUGAUGCCACGGUGGCGAGUGCCUCGGCAAAACCAGAAGAUGUCGUGCAAGUUGUUGGUACCAAGACCACGGCUGACAUCGUAUGGCAGGAUGGCUCCAGGUCGAAGGGCGUGCCAACUACGAGCUUGCGAUUGCUGCAUCACUCGGACCCGUACGACUUUUGGCCCGGAACCGUUGUCCUCAGGACGGACGAGGAAGCGGAUGUCCCAGGGAAUGAGGGCACAGAGGUAAAGAAGCCUUCCUUAUUCGACAUCAAAAAGGGUGCAGUGGUCAAGGUGAAUCAGAAUGAACGAACCGCUCUCGUCAAAUGGCAAAAGGACUCAGAAUCUGCGUUCAUCGUGGAAGAGGAGAUGAGCGUUUAUGACCUCAAGAUUGCAGAGUAUGAAGUGGGUGUUGGAGAAACAGUAUUGCAUGUGCCGCAACAGAGUGACGAACAGCGAAACGAGUGGGUCGGGGUGAUUACCAAGCAGGCCAUGGGGGAGAGCACCGUUGCCUGGACGGGUGGUAAAGUGAGUGCAGUUCCAACAACUGAGCUUUUAUACAUUACAGGCGGGGAUGAUGAGUCGUUCGAGGGAAUGGAACAUUACUCGCUUGAGGGGAGCGAUCAACCAAGCCCUGGCUCAUCAGAUGAAAUCCCUUCGCGAGAAGCGCCCCCCCAUUUUCAAGUACAAGACAGCCCGGUCUAUCAGCAGAAUUGGGGAACAGAUGACGACGGGGAGGACGGUGGUGAUAGCGAUCAUGUAGUGUUUUCGUUUCUUGCUGGGAAAGAAGUAAUCAAACGCCACCUUUCGAGUGCUACGAUUCGCGCUUUCCACAGGGGCGCAGAUUGGGUCAAGUUUGAGCGUUCAGUAGAGAAUAUUGGAACCGAUGUGAGUGACAGGCUGAAAGUCAGACGCUUCAUGCCGGAUGGAUCUCUGAGAAGGCGGGAGAUCUCAACCGAUGAAGAACGCCGCCUAGCGGGCGCUUUUGUGUUCAAGGUUCUUGGCGACCUUCUUUUGCAAUUCGAAAGAGAAAGGGACGAGGACGUUGACGCUGAAGUCCGCUCGGAAGAAGCUGCAAAUGACGAAUGGACGGAUUUCGUGAAUCUAGUCGUUUUAAUAUUCGGUCGGAUAAUGAAGAAAGAAACAGAAUGGCUAUCCAAACAAUUGGCCAUGGUUGGGGAGAAAGUCGAUGUUAAAUUGGCAGACAGCACUCUGCAUGGCGAGAAGAAUGAAGCAGAUGCUCGAGAAAUGGAGAUCACAGAUGAGCAAGUUAAUGUGCCAUCCGAGGCAGACUCAGGAGGGCCAGCGAGCUUUGAAGUUCUUCCAGACCUUAACGUCUUCCACCACUUCAUGGAUGUCCCCUGGGAUGCGACCUACAGCAAAGGAUUUCUGACCGUGGUCCACAAGGAAUGGAAUCGCCUCAGGAAAAGUCUACCCCCGGGCAUGAUCGUCCGUGCAUGCGAGUCCACUGUCGAUAGAUUCCGCGCCGGGAUUGUUGGUCCUGAAGACACGCCUUACGCCGACGUCAUCUUCUUUUUCGAUAUCCGCCUGGGCCCCAAGUAUCCCGUCAUGCCACCUCAUGUAUGGUUUCAUUCUCAUGGUCGACGGCUGAACCCGAACUUGUACGAUGACGGAAGGGUCUGCCUCAGUAUUCUCGGAACAUGGGAUGGAGACGAUAUCGAGUCAUGGAAUGCAAAGACGAGCAACCUGUUGAGGGUUUUGCUGAGUUUACAAGCUUUGGUGUUUGUGGAAGAGCCGUACUACAAUGAAGCAGGAUACGGAAAACAGAAGGGGACCAAAGAGGGCCAUACCAACUCAAGAAUGUACAACGAAAGCGCACUCCUGCUCUCUAUGAGGUAUAUCUUGCAGUCGUUGAAAGUGGGGAACCUUCCCGAGGAUUGCAGGGACAUUGCGAUAAGUCAUUACCGCAAAGCGGGGCCAAAAUUACUGGAAAGGUGCCGUCAACUUAUUCAGGCUAAAGACGUGAAGCCAGCAGGUCCUAGCUCAGAUACUGGGGACGCAGGGACGUCGGAUCAACAGCCUUACCCUUCUGUAGGCUUCCAAAGGUCGUUGGUCCAGCUCCUGGGAUCUCUUGAAGGUGUGUUUUCUUCUUUGGAGAAGGAUGAAAGCUAACCACUAGCCCUGCGCUUCUACGGCUGCACAGGGAACGAGUGUAUUUAACUUUUUGAGAUAAAAUCUUGAGGGCUUCGGUAGAGUUGAUGUAGUACAGACAUACCCAGGGCAAGGCUAAUUGUAAUUGUAAAUAGUGUUUACUCCGACACCAGCUCGAGUUUUGGGGUUGGUCCGACGCUGCGUCCUCUUGCAGGACAAUGCAAGACGAAGAAACACGCAUAAUCAACACAAAGCACUCACGA
Chondrus crispus (carragheen) is the source of this 3716-nucleotide messenger RNA. RefSeq lists its product as hypothetical. The transcript has 2 exons. The record is from RefSeq and is a predicted model, not a curated record. Bases 1 to 3474 code for a protein of 1157 amino acids. NCBI's taxonomy places the organism in Eukaryota, Rhodophyta, Florideophyceae, Gigartinales, Gigartinaceae.